Messenger RNA from Acromyrmex echinatior (Panamanian leafcutter ant), 1049 nucleotides. RefSeq names its product zinc finger protein 346. The record is from RefSeq and is a predicted model, not a curated record. Gene Ontology annotation, molecular function: zinc ion binding; nucleic acid binding. NCBI's taxonomy places the organism in Eukaryota, Metazoa, Arthropoda, Insecta, Hymenoptera, Formicidae.
GAGGGACGAGUGUCGCGGCAGGUGCAAUUCUCAAAAGCUAGACUAGCUAGAUUUGUAUGUACGAGGUCGCACGUUGAUGUCGGUCUGUCCGAAGGAACGGUGAUUUGAAAAUUCGCUAUAUUUACACGACGAUUCCUGGAACGAACCAAAAAAAAAUUGUAUUCCACAACAGCAGCUUGUACCAAUCGACUUUACGGCGAGCAGAACUGUAACGACUGGGAAAAUGGCUGUACCGUCAGAGAACGUCAUGAAUACAAACCUCGACGAUCCUGUAACAAAGGCAGUGGUCGAUAAUAUAAUGGGUAACCUGCCUACAAAAAAACCUCUCGUUCGAUGCGAAGACUGUGACCUUUCCUUUACAAGUCAGGCAGUAUUAGAUACACACUUACAGGGUGCACGUCAUGCCAAACAAGUAAGAUCUAAGAAUAUAAUGGCAACUCUUGAGGAAACAAAGAUCUCAUUUACCAAGGAUGAAGAGACAAACGGGCUCAAAUGCAAUGUAUGUAACGUGUGCCUGAAUUCAAUUCAACAAUUACAAACGCAUCUCAAUGGAAGCCGCCAUAAAAAAAAAUUAAUGAGAGGUAAUAAUAAAUCUUAUAUGGUAAGAAAAACACUGCCAUAUGGCCUUAAAACUAAUCGCUUCAUGUACCUGGAUAAAAUAGAGAAAAAUACAGUUGUAUUAGUUUAUAGUUUAGUAUUGUUCGCAUUCGCAUGCUUGACGCUAUUGCUUACUUUUGCUUUUCACUUUGUGACGCCUACUGGUACUAAAUUGUCUGUUGCCAGGAAAAAUGACUACCUUAAAUGCGAUAUAUGUAACAAAUUCUUCAACUCUGGAUCUCAAUAUAGUGUGCAUAUGAAUUCGGAGAAACAUGCUGACAAAGUGAGGAGAUCGUUUAAAGAUCCAAAUAAAUCCAAAGCAUUUGUUCCAUAUUGGAGAAGACCAAAACACCCAAGAAAUACGACACCCAAGCAACAGAUACCAUCUCUGUCACUCAGCUUUGUAUCUGGCAAUUUUACAUAUCCGCAAUAAGUUACAUAAUUUGCACGUC